Tetranychus urticae (two-spotted spider mite) is the source of this 1817-nucleotide messenger RNA. RefSeq lists its product as uncharacterized. Gene Ontology annotation, cellular component: extracellular region. The record is from RefSeq and is a predicted model, not a curated record. NCBI's taxonomy places the organism in Eukaryota, Metazoa, Arthropoda, Arachnida, Trombidiformes, Tetranychidae. Gene Ontology annotation, molecular function: chitin binding.
GAAUGAGACAUUUACCAUGAUUCAGGUUUACUCAGAUUUAUCAUGCUCAUAACUCGCCGUCUUCGUCCAGUAAUUGUAAAGUAAAGUGCAAAUUUAAACAUCUUUUCAUGGACCAUUUUAUGUGAAAAAUGAAAUUCAAUCUUUAAUGUUUGCUUUAGUUUAAACUUCAUCAUGUAUUUUCAUCCAUUAGUGGCGGUUCUGGCACUUCUCAGUUUCAAGGUUGAUGGACUAUCAGUUGACAAUCGUGAAUCAAACAGCUUUAAUGCCUCUUCGGUUGGACCAUUGGAAGAUUCAACGACAGUUAUUGCAACUUCACCAAAAUCUUGGAAAAUCUUGAAAAUCCAACCCAAAGUUGACAUUGAAACUUCUACUGAACUUGAAAAGGGCGAAAGUCAAGUAGACUCAGUAGACAAGAGCAAGUACAACAAGUCAACCUUGGCUAACCAAGGAUCAUCCAAAGAUAAACUAUCUUCAUGGAACUCACGAUGGUCCAAAUUGCCGAUUCGUCCACCUAAACUUCGAUUUGGAGAUAAACCGAUUCCAACGAAAAGUCGACGAAUCGCUUAUGGUUCAGUUGUGCGAACACGAAGUCUCGACAAAUCAGAGGCAAGACUAGUUCCAAUGGAAUACAAAAACUCUUCAAAGAGUUCGACUCAAGAUAUUUUGCAGUUGUCUUCAUCGGAAAAGUUUUCCUCUUCACUUCGACUGACACGAUUCAAUGUCGACUCUAGCGAUUCAAAAAGCUCUAAACUUUCCAUUCCCAACCUGUUGACACCCAAGUUUCCUCGACCCGCUAUGUACAGUCUCAAUGGGUACAUUCCAAAGCCCAAUAUUCAAAGACUAUCGACCACUUUAAGUCCAAGUGUCACAAAGCCACCGUCAGGAAGGUCAAUGGGUCGAUCGCAUUCGAUUUACUCUCGAAACGAGUUUCUCAAUGAUAAACACGGCGGUAAAGACAAUGAAAAAUUCAACGUCAAAAAGUAUGGAUCUAAACACGAACAAUUUCUCGACGAUUCAACCGAUUUGACCAUUUCUGGAACAGUUAACCAUCAACUAUCGAAACGUCGAGGUUACCUGACAACCUUAAAGUCAGUCGGUUCAAAGCAACAAUCUACCAAUGAAUCACCUCAACAGCAAAAGUAUCGUUUGACCAAACGAAAAGGUGAACCAGGAAAAGACUUUCCUCUCAUUAAAAGUAUACCCAGAACUUCAUUUGAAUGUAAAGACCAGACUAGCCAAAGUGCCUAUUAUGCUGAUGUCGAGACGGACUGUCAGGUUUGGCACAUGUGCCAAGGUCACAGAAAACAUUCAUUCCUUUGUCCUCGUGGAACCAUCUUUAGUCAAAAGUCGGGUGUCUGUGACUGGUGGUACAAUGUCGACUGUCAGGGUGUUGCCGAUUAUUCCGUUGUAACCGAUAAAAAGCACGAUUCUGUGACCAAAGGGAAUGAGAUGGACAAGAUUAGGACGAAAUUGUCCAAGAAUGGAAAAAACAUUUUCGAGUCGAUAUUGUCGGGGAAAAGGCGAUUUUAUUGAGCUAGUGAAGUGCCCAAUUUAUCAUUCUAUGUGCAAUAAAUGAUGCAUUUGCCGAUACCAAAUGAAUCUUGAAAUUUGAAUGAAAACCAAAAAAAGAAAAGCAAAAUUGUUUGUUUUACUGUCAAUAGAGGGAGACAUUUGCACAAUAAUUUUCAAAUGUUUCAAGUUAAUGAUUUCAAUUGUAAUUGUUAGCAGUUGAUUGUAACGAUAACCACCAAGAAAUAGUUUAAACUGUCAUAAAAUUAUCUAUCUCAUAUUUUUGAUAAAUCUUGUUAAAUUUAAAA